AUGGUUUCUCAAGAAAUCAUACAAAAACCAUGUAUAAAUGAAACUUCCGCAGAAUUUGUGGUUUUAUCCAAAUGCGAACAUCCAGAAGAGACAUUGGUAAUAAAAUAAUUAAUACUUAAACAAAUUUAAUAUAGCUUUUAUUAUAUAUUUUUUAUUUACUAUUUGUGUACUUAUACAUUUUUAAUUUAUUUAAUUAAUUAUAAAUAUUAUGUACAGGUUGUUGGUGAAGAAAUAAUUGUAAAUGAAAAAGAUACUUCUUUUGAAGAUGAUAUGAAUACAACAAUAUCUAUUGAAUACACAGAAAAUCCUACAUCGUUAGCUACAGAAAAUGCAACUAGUCAAAAGUGGUUUCCAAAUGAUGUGAAUAAAGAAGAUCUAUUGUUAUCAGAAUCAGAAGAAAGUGAAACAGAAAUAUAUACUAAAGUAGCAAAUGAUGAUCAAGAUGUAGAUGAAGAAACGAUAGCCACAUUUGUAACUGCUGCUGGUCAACAAUUAGCAUUAUAUGCAGUUGAAGACUCAGAUGAAAUUUUUGCUGUAGCAGUUUAUGAUGAAUCUGGUGAACCACCAACAAAUUUUCAAUUUCUAAUGAAACAAUUCUGAAGAUUGUGAGGACGAUGAUAAAAGUGAUGAUGAAUUUAUAGAACAAUCAACUGUACAAUAUAUUUUAUUUGAAGGAGAUCAGUCUGAUUCUGAAUUAACAUUCGACGAAAUUCACAAAACUCUUCAAAAUUUAAAAUCAAAUGCGACAAAAAAACAAAUGAAUAAAAAAACAAUUAGUAAAGAUCAAAAUAACUUUGGAAAUAUUAAAGAAACGGAAUAUGAAACUUCAAUAUACCAAAAUUCUAAUAUGAAUAAUAGGAUGCCUAAUACUUUAACUGAAAGAAAAUUAAAUCUAUUAGAUAGUCAACAGGAAUUAUUAGAGACAUUAGCAAAUUCAUCAGCAGAUUUGAUAUCAAGUAGUACAAAUUUAGAUAUUUCAAAUGGUUCAAUUGAAUAUACGUCACCCGAGUCAUCACAAAUACAGUAUAAAACUAAACGAUCCCGAAAACAACAAUUAAUUUCCGUGAAUCGUGAAGAUUCAGAAAUUAUUAUACAACCAGCGUCUCUUGUAACUGAAGAAGACAAUAAUGUUAGGAAAAGAGUAAGACGAAAUAGAAGAGUUGUGGCUCAUUCUGGAUAUCAUCGAAGAAAUAACAACUCAAAGAGAAUGAAAAGAGUGAAACGAAAAGAAGUCGAAAUUAUUGAAAUUGAUAUUGAUGAAGAAGAAAGUAUUCUACAGUCAGAACGAGAAGUUGUUGAAAUAACUAUAGAUGAUACUAAAGAUAAAUAUUCUAGCGAUAAAGAAAAUGAAAUUAUAAUGGUUGGAGAUUCCGAUGACGAAUCACAACAAUCGAAUUCAAAAACAAUUUUAUUACAAUGUCAACAUUGUUUAAGAAAUUUUAGGCAACAAAGAGCUCUAGAAACUCAUUUACGAGUUUGUUCAAAAUCGCCAUCUAAUGCAAUACGGUUUAGUGAACAACAAUUGAAACAUGUGAAUGGAACGACUGAAGAUACCGUUAAAAAACAAUACGCUUGUAAAAUAUGUCAACAAAAAUUCGAUGUAGUGGUAGCAUUAGCUCGUCAUGUACGUUCAGAACAUUCUCAACGGAAAAAACGUAGAUUUAGUAAAUUAUCUGUUGAACGACCAUCUAUAGAAGUUAAAGAAAAAAAGGAACGCAUUGAGUCAAAAAAACAAAUGACUAUGAUUAAAAAAAUUAAAAGAAAAAGAAAUCAAAGACCAAAAUGCACUUGGAAAGUAAAAAAAUUAAGUUGUUCUGAUUGUGGAAGAUGGUUCCCCAGUGUUGCCUUAUUAAGAGCACAUUGUUUACAACAUGGAACAAAGAAGUCAGAACAACAAAUACGCAGAUGUCAAAUAUGUAAAAAAUUAAUUAGAUCUAGAUUACUUUUUGUACAACAUUUGAAAAAACAUAAAAAUUUAGAAAAAAAUAUAAAGUCUAUACCAAAUAUUCAAAAGAAGUUACAUACUACCAGAUCAGUAACAAGUAAAAUUACAACGCUUAGAAAACGAGGUCGCACACGAAAACUUUGAUCUCUUCAAACAUCAACAUGUGAAAGUUCUAGAAAUUGGUGAUAUAUGACAAAUAUUGUUACUAUUUCUUCUAAUGUGAAAUAUGUAUAAUAAUAUGUUUAUACUUCCAAAUAAAAAUUGGAAAUAUUUAUAUGUUUCUUCAGAAAAAAUAAUCUUUAAAUUGCAUUAGAUACCUAGUUAAAUGUGUAUAUCAUUUAGUUAUGUAAUGUAUAUUAUAUAUAAUUUAAUUAUUACACAUUUGCAGUUUAAUGAUUAUAUUGACUAACUGAUUGACUUUAUUCUUUUUUCUGAUCAUUCAAUUCUUUAAGAAACAUCAAGUGCCGAAAAUUAA
This is a messenger RNA of Heterotrigona itama, 2420 nucleotides long. NCBI's taxonomy places the organism in Eukaryota, Metazoa, Arthropoda, Insecta, Hymenoptera, Apidae. The record is from the annotation of a GenBank genome assembly.